Molecule: messenger RNA, 1495 nt
Organism: Rhineura floridana
Lineage: Eukaryota; Metazoa; Chordata; Lepidosauria; Squamata; Rhineuridae
Gene: CCNB1
Product: cyclin B1
Exons: 9
Coding region: 158-1384 (408 amino acids)
Biological process (GO): mitotic metaphase chromosome alignment; mitotic cell cycle phase transition; regulation of cyclin-dependent protein serine/threonine kinase activity
Cellular component (GO): mitochondrial matrix; cyclin B1-CDK1 complex; cytoplasm
Molecular function (GO): cyclin-dependent protein serine/threonine kinase regulator activity
Source: RefSeq, a predicted model, not a curated record
CCUAGUGCAAGUUUUAAACUUGCGGUGGUAGGUGGGAGGUAUUGGACUCGUGCGCAGUAUCAAUCGGUCGCUUUUGAGCCUGGGCUAGAAAGGGAGUUAGUCGGAGCAGACGAGCCUGGUUGUGAAAAGUUAGUGCUGUGUGGUUCGAGGCUGGACCAUGGCUUCGCGAGUUACCCGGAACACGAAGGUCAACGUAGAGAACAAAACCAAGCCUGUCAUGGCAGCUAGCAAGCGGGGGGUUGUUGCUGCCAAGCCUGGCUUGAGGCCUAGGACUGCCUUGGGAGACAUUGGCAAUAAGGCAUGUGAACCGAAGUCCAAGGACCUAGCGAAAAAGGAAAUAUUGAAACCUGCAGUUUCGGACAAAGUUACCACUCGAAAAGCCAUCAGAGCUGCUGAAAAGGCAACUGAGCCUGUGAAGGAAGAAAAGCCAAUCUUGGAACCUGUUAAGUUGGAGUCUCCAUCCCCAAGCCCAAUGGAGACUUCUGGUUGUGCACCAGCAGAGGAAGUGCUGUGCCAGGCCUUCUCAGAUGUUCUGCUUGAAGUGAGAGAUGUCGAUACAGAUGAUGCUUCUGAUCCAAACCUCUGCAGUGAAUACGUGAAGGAUAUCUACAACUACCUGAAGGAACUUGAGGGUCAGCAGUCAGUGAGACCAAACUACUUGUCAGGCCAGGAAGUUACUGGAAACAUGCGCGCAAUCCUAAUUGACUGGCUUGUCCAGGUCCAGAUGAAAUUCAAACUCUUGCAAGAGACCAUGUACAUGACUGUUGCCAUUAUUGAUCGCUUUCUGCAGAACAACAAAGUUGCUAAGAGGAUGCUGCAGCUGGUUGGUGUAACAGCCAUGUUCAUUGCCAGCAAAUAUGAAGAAAUGUUUCCUCCAGAAAUUGGUGACUUUGCCUUUGUGACAGAUCACACUUACACCAAUCUUCAGAUCAGACAAAUGGAGAUGAAGAUCCUAAGAUCUCUGGACUUCAAACUUGGUCGCCCUCUCCCAUUGCAUUUCCUAAGGAGGGCAUCAAAAAUUGGAGAGGCAGAUAUACAGCAACACACUCUGGCAAAAUAUUUGAUGGAACUCUCACUGGUGGAUUAUGAAAUGGUACACUAUUCUCCCUCUCAAAUUGCUGCUGCAGCCUUUUGCUUAUCUACUAAAGUACUAGAUGAGGGAGAAUGGACACCAACUUUACAACACUACAUGUACUAUGCUGAGAAUGCUCUUAUUCCUGUUAUGCAGCAUAUGGCAAAGAAUGUUCUGUUGGUAAACAGAGGCAUUGCAAAGCAUAUGACUGUCAAGAACAAAUAUGCCAGCAGCAAGCAUGCUAAGAUCAGCACCCUUCCAGCACUGAACUCCGCAGUUGUACAGGACCUAGCUAAACCACUCUUGAAAUGAACCUAAUUUAACUUAUCUGACCAAGUUGACACCAUGUGUCACUACGUAAGUGUGUAUAUUAUAAAUAUAUUGUCAUUAUAAAAGUUUUAAUAAACUUAUUUUUUACCUUAA